CUGCGCAUGCUUCCGCAUGCUGCGCUCGCUGGUUCCUUAAAUCUGUGUGCUUAAUCAAAGGCAGAGAAAUCCGACGCGGCGUUUGGGCUUCCUUUGCCCUGGCUCUGCGCGUUCCGUCCCGGGCCCCUUCCUUCUGACCCGUCUCCGAACCUUGCAUCUGGUGGUUCGAACGUUCCAGCCCGCUCCAGCCAUGACAGCUCAUUCAUUCGCUGUCCCCGUGAUUAUCUUCACCACCUUCUGGGGCCUGAUCGGUAUUGCCGGGCCCUGGUUCGUGCCCAAGGGGCCCAAUCGCGGGGUAAUUAUCACCAUGUUGGUCACCACUGCUGUCUGCUGUUACCUGUUCUGGCUGAUUGCCAUCCUGGCCCAGCUGAAUCCUCUGUUUGGGCCCCAGCUGAAGAAUGAGACCAUCUGGUAUGUCCGAUUCCUGUGGGAGUGACCAACUGCCAUCACCUGUCCCAGCUACCAGGCUUCUCCAGUCCUCUUGCUCUUCUGUUGACUUCAGGUGCGGUCAACCCCGAUGGCUCCUCCACUUCUGAAUCACUGUGUUCUUGGUAUUGCUCUUUCCUGUCUUCAAUUUGGUCACUCUUAGACCUAGACCUUCCCAUUGGAUUUGAUCAUGAGCCCAGCCCAAUUCUAGGAAAUAACCUCUUCCAUGGGAGACCUGGACCUCAAGGGAGAGGGGCUCAUAAUCAGGUCAGAGUGAAAGGAUUCUAAAUUUUUAGCCCUCCCUCCCUCCUUCUCCUUCAUUAUCCUUUUAUGAUUCUGUGAUAUACUUUGAUAUAAAAUUUGUGGACAUGGUGAGCCAUGGAGAUGGGGGGAGGAACUUUCUUUUCUUUCUUAGAAAAGUAUAGAAUUGGAGUAAAAACUAAAAUGUAUGAAAUAAUUGUUAAUUCUCUUCAGAGCUGAAGUCACUUUGCCUAGGAAAGAACAAAUGUAUUUAUUAUGUGUCACUUGGGUUGCUAAUCAAAUGAACUUGCUUGUUUUAUAUAAAGAGUGAAGACCUAGAGUAAAACUGGCAAACAGAAAUGAAAGGGAUCCAGAACAUUUUUAUUUCCUAAUUUAAAGAAGAAAAAAAACAGCUGGAUUUCCCUCAACAAAUUUUUUUGCGUAUAGUUUUUUAAAAUAUCCCUAGCCAUUGAGUUUCUUGAAUAUAUUUAGCUCCAUUUCAUCCAAUAUCCUGUUGAUCUGUCAUCCCAGUUCCUUGAGGGGAGUGCCAAACCCUAAAAUUGGUACCUUGGAGCCUAUAGAAGACAUGACCUUGGGUUCUUUGCUACUCCACAAACUAGUUGGACAUACAAGAUGGAAGAGGGGAAAGACUUGAGAAUGUUCCCAUAACAACUUGUCAGUAAUUGCAUAGUGCAGUAGAAGGGAGCAGCUGGGUGUCGAAGUGGUGCUGGACCUGGAGUCAGGAAGAGUCAUCUCGCUGAGUUCGAAUCUGGCCUCAGACACCUACUAGCUGUGUGACC
Messenger RNA from Vombatus ursinus (common wombat), 1466 nucleotides. RefSeq names its product ATPase H+ transporting V0 subunit e2 (gene ATP6V0E2). The record is from RefSeq and is a predicted model, not a curated record. The transcript is spliced from 4 exons. Gene Ontology annotation, biological process: proton transmembrane transport. Gene Ontology annotation, cellular component: proton-transporting V-type ATPase, V0 domain. Bases 191 to 436 code for a protein of 81 amino acids. Gene Ontology annotation, molecular function: proton-transporting ATPase activity, rotational mechanism. NCBI's taxonomy places the organism in Eukaryota, Metazoa, Chordata, Mammalia, Diprotodontia, Vombatidae.